Poecilia latipinna (sailfin molly) is the source of this 4002-nucleotide messenger RNA. Its product is annotated as peroxisomal membrane protein 11A-like. The transcript has 3 exons. The coding region runs from base 326 to 1069 and encodes 247 amino acids. Gene Ontology annotation, cellular component: peroxisomal membrane. Lineage: Eukaryota; Metazoa; Chordata; Actinopteri; Cyprinodontiformes; Poeciliidae. The record is from RefSeq and is a predicted model, not a curated record. Gene Ontology annotation, biological process: peroxisome fission.
AAAAAAAAAAAAAGGUCCGUCCCGGAAAUCUGUUCGACGUUCAUUCCGCUGCCGUAAAGGCUUGUGGUGAAACAACAGUGAAAAGUUCCGCAGGUGUUGUAAAUCAGCUGAGCUUUAGCGGAACAAGACACACGGUGAAAGUUUUACAUUUCUAAGUAUUAGGUCUUUUUAAAGUGGCAACAAAUGUGAGGAGCUAGUGCUGAUAAUGCACUAAAGUCAAGAAAGGAACAGAACUGUACCGGCGUCAACAAGAAGCUCUUGACAGCGGGUGCACGAGGAGGAAACUUCGCUGUUGAGCAGAACAGCCUGUCCUGAUGUGCUAAUAAUGAUGGACGCCGUUCUGAAAUUCGCAAACCAAAGCCAAGGGAGAGACCGUGUAUUCAGAGCUACCCAGUAUGCCUGUGCACUGUCAAUAUAUUUACUACGAAACAAGCCUGAUAGAAAAGACCUGGUGGCCAGACUUAAAAGUUUGGAAAAUAAUAUGAGUGCUGGACGAAAACUGCUCAGGCUAGGAAAUGCAGCCAAUUCCAUUGUGGCUGCUAAACAAACCAUGCAGCUCUCUGACCGCUUGCUGGGCCUGUGCCUCACAGUGGCCAACAUCAACCGGGCACUCUACUUUAUCUGUGAUAAUGCAGUGUGGGCCAAAAAUGUGGGCCUCAUCCGGAGCAUCAACAAGGAACGCUGGAGCAUAAAUGCCUCUCGCUACUACCUCUUCUCAUUAGUGAUGAAUCUGACCCGAGACCUGUAUGUAAUUCUCCAGUUGAUGCAAAAGAAAGGGAGAGAUAACCGCUUCAAAAGCAGAAUGAACCAGCAUCUCAGUGACUGUCCUGAAGUAGCGGAAGCUGUUAUUCCUGAACUGGAUGCCCUUAUUUUCCUGCUUCUGGAGACUCUGAGAUCAGAACCGACUGUUGCCUUGGACACUGUGAAAAACAUCUGCGAUCUCUUCAUUCCUUUGGAUAGGCUGGGCAUUUACAAGUCAAGUGCAGGAGUUGUUGGAUUUUGUGGGCUGAUAUCUUCCCUGAUUGGCAUUUUAACCCUCGCACGACCCACUUUGAGGAUCAAACCCUGAUAAGGAGGGUGGAGUUUGACCAAAGGUUAAAACGGAUCAGUGAUUUAAUUUUAAAUGACACAAGCUAGCAUUAACAGGCAAGGUAAUACAUUUCAGUGAUACUUGUGUUGAGUGGUUUUGUAUCAGAAUCUGAAUUUACGGUAAGGCUUCCUAGCAAUAAUAUAAUUAGAGAUGCAUCAAUCAAGCAUUUCAUGUCAGAUUGCAAUUUUUACUUUUUUUCUGAAGUCUAACCUUCCAAUUGAGAUGUUUUGUUCAUUUCAAAGAAGGUGAAUUCAGGAAUUGCAGGAUAAUUCUUUAACAUAUCAAAUCAUGUCCCUAACCUAUGUGUGAUUUAAUAUCCUCGUAGGAAGUACAAAGUACCUUCUACUGGUUGAUUGCUUACAGAUUAAAAUUUUGUGAAUGCUCAUUGGUGAUGCAUUUAAUGACUAGUAAAAGAAGUUCAGGUUUGAGCGACAGUCAAGGGACAAUUUUCUUUUUCUGACCGACUAACUGGUGGAUCUCUAAUUAUAAUUAACAGCAACCUCCUUCAGGAAAUACUUUCUGAACAACCUAAGAUCAAAGAUUUGACGUUGUUGCACUCCUGUUUUCUACACUACCAGCAGUUUCACACCUGAUAGACUCCCAAGUAAUAUGAAACAAAACUUGUUUAUAUUGCAGGGUUGUUCAUCUGCCUUCAAAAAUGUUUAAUAUUUUUAUUUGUGGAAUUGUUUGAAGAUUACUGGUCAUCUGGCCUUUUUACUAUUUCAUACUUUUGAAAUAUAUUGGGUUUUAUACAUCACCUAACUAUGCAAGAUGUUUUGUCCAGACCAGGUAACAAUUUGUACCCACAUUGGUGACUUGUGAUUAACAAUUUGUACAUAGUGAGAAAAUAGGAUUCUGUGAGAGUAACCAGCAGAAUUUUACUCAGUUAUUUGAUUUGAUCAGAGGUCAUAAACUUUUUUCCUCAAAAAUCAACCACCAGAGAUCACUACCAGAGUUGCAGAAAAUUUAGAAUUAUGCCAACUUUUUAAAAGAUGCUUUAAAAUUUAAGGAAAAGGGAUGAUGAGCUAAUCCAUCUUCAUAUUUGAUCAGGAAUGUUUACCUUCUGAGAGAAGUGAACUAUUGUCCAAGUGUUGACUGGAAUAGUUUGUUUACCGGUACGAAAGGGAAGGAGGAGAUGAAAUAAGGAGUGGGUACAUAAUGGGAGUACAAAUUGGGUGUUAGUUAUUGUUCAGGCCACUGCUUCUGCUGUGCUUAUUGUUUUGUGAUAAAAUGCUGCUAAUCUGAUAUGACUGAAGAGUUAGCGGCUUCUCUGCCAAACGAGGGAAAACACUUAGAUUUGAAUGUGCUACUGAAAGAAUCUGCUGGAGUUCAACAAUAAAUACUGUUGAUGAGGUUAACUCGAAGAAAAGUGAUACAGGAUUAAAAGGAAAAACUAUGCAUGGCCAUUGUAUCUGUUCAAGAAGAGUUUGUUCCAUGCAACAUGUUUCUUGUGUUUAAUCCUUUCAGAAGUAGUUACACUGCCCUCUUUAGGACAAAUGACAACUUGUACAAUUGAAGAGCUUUUUAUUUUCAGUUUCACUCAGACAACAAUACAUUUGUUUUUGUAAAAGAUCAUUCUCAAGAGAUGUUAUAUUCAUCCAGAUAUUGCAAAAAUACAGUAUAUCCCAUUGUCUCUUUCACAAUGGUUUAGUUUGGCUGUGCAAAGAACGAAUGAGCGAUGCACAAAAAUAGUCCCUCAAAAAAUGUACAGACAUUAAAAGCAAUAAAUAAAUUUGUUCCAAGCAAACAAAAUGCAAUAAUAUAUAUCUGACAAAAGGUUUUGUUUCACAUUUCCAAUGGUGUGUUAUUGUUUCCAGUACCAGCAAUCUAUUAAAACACACCUUAAUGGAAAAAUGUGGAAGCAGAUGAAGAUUAAAUUAAACUGAAACUUAGACUGUUGCUUCAGAGCACAUUUAAGCAGACCUGGCUUUGAGUUGAUAUCCAAAUAGGUCUUCAAUCCAUAAGACCAAGUCUGUAUUACUGGAAAACUGUGAUCUAAUUUAUUAAAUAUGCCUGUUUGUGCAUUUAAAGAGGCAUCUUUUGAGAUUAUGUAAAAAUAGAAGAAAGCACUUUUAAAAAGUGGCAACAGUGUCAAGCUAAAGAUUUGUAAUUACUGCUGGCAGUUUUUCUUUCCCCCAUAGGACAAUAACUGUAUGAUGAAUUUGCCUGCUCUCUGAGUGAAAAGGCACCUUCAGUAGUUGGCUCCUACAACAGGUAAAUAAGAAAAAGAUACAUGGGAUUUUUUUUUUCCACAAAUGGUACACAUGUCCUGGUGAUACUGUCACAGGUUUACAGUUUCCCCCCCCCCCCCGUGUAAUUUUACUUUUACUAUGUUAGAGGAAAGAAAAUUGUUUUAAAAUGUAUUGCUUUCAGCAAACUAUGGUUUGAAGAGUCUCAUUGUUGCUCUAACCAUGUUCAAAUCUCAACCUUUAAGUAGAACACUGCAAAAUCCCAAUAAAUUUUGGAUAUGCACUUAAGUUGUCCUUAUACAUUUUUUAUAUACCUGUUUUUUUUUAAUGGUUUUUAGCAUUGGAAGCUGGUUUACACUUUAUGGGAUUACAGUUGUUUUUCCUCCAGUUGUCAGUGCCAAUACUUUUUUUUAUUUUUUUUUUUAUUUCAUAUGUGCUCAAACAGAAUAACUAUUUUUACUCAAAUCCUUCAAGCGUAUCAGAGUACCGCAUUUAAAAAUGUCUGUUUGACUGCAAAAAGAAAAAAACAAACAAAACAUUUGGCCACUAAACUUUUGGCAAUAGAGCUGCUGCACAAAGAAAUCAUCAGAAGCAAAUUACAUAGAUUCCUGCAGGUAUUCUGUGUUUUUGAAUCUCUGACAGAACUGGAUGGUAGUAGAAACUCCUGUACAGUUUGUGAUUAUCGCACAGACAAGAAGACAAAUGAUGGAGAAAAAAAAAAAA